AUGCUCCAGGACACAUGUACUCCAUGGCCCUUUCAUAGUUGGGGGCUAGACAUCAUCGGACGAAGCAACCCUAAAUCAUCUAAACAACACGAAUACAUCAUCACUGCCACGGAAUAUUUCACAAAAUGGGUUGAGGCUAUACCGCUAAAGGGAGCCACCGGAGAAGUGAUCUCGACUUUCAUCAAAGAACACAUAAUAUGUUGUUUCGGAAUUCCUAUGUACAUCAUUUCCGACAAUGGUACACCCUUUGUCAAUAACGAUGUAACAAAGCUCCUGGGAGCCUUCCGAAUUAAGCAAAAGGUAUCAACCCCCUAUUACCCACAGGGGAAUGGGAAAGCGGAAUCUACUAAUAAAUCCUUGCUCAGAAUCUUAAGCAGAAGCCUCUACGAAAACAAAAGAGCAUGGCAUGAAGAAUUCCCACUUUCCCUAAUGGCAUACCGAAUUUCCAAGCGAACAUCCACAGGGUCUUCACCAUACAUUUUGGUAUACGUAGAAGAUGUUAUCAUACCUGCUGAGGUGAUUAUAGCCUCGGCACGAAUCCUAUCAGCAAGUGGGGUCGACCUCGACAGUCAGCGCUUUCGUUCCCUUGACAUGAUUGACGAACGGCGGGAUAUUUCUGAAUACAAGAACAAGCAAUAUCGUGAGCGACAAGCAAGAUUCUACAACCAACAUGUCAAAGAAAGACACUUCGAAAAGGGGAAACUUGUACUUGUCGUAGCCCUACAUGUCCAAAGAGAAGGCAGUGCCGGCAAAUUUGCCCCAAACUGGGAAGGACCAUUCCGCAUAUGCAAAGUCGGGGGAUCUGGAUACUACAAACUCGAACAUGCCGAUGACACCAAGAUUAAAGGCAAACGCAACUCCAAAAUCAAUGGGACCUGGUUAAUAAAGUUCUAUGCAUAA
This is a messenger RNA of Papaver somniferum (opium poppy), 900 nucleotides long. RefSeq lists its product as uncharacterized. Lineage: Eukaryota; Viridiplantae; Streptophyta; Magnoliopsida; Ranunculales; Papaveraceae. The coding region runs from base 1 to 900 and encodes 299 amino acids. Gene Ontology annotation, molecular function: nucleic acid binding. The record is from RefSeq and is a predicted model, not a curated record. Gene Ontology annotation, biological process: DNA integration. The transcript has a single exon.